UUUAUGUCUUUUAGUAACUUCAUUGAAUGAUUUUGGUUUGAGAAUACUACUAUGCAUGAUUUUUUCUUUGGUUUAAAAAAAAAAAUAUUUGCUGGGGUACCUUCUUGAUGUCUGCUUCAAGAAAAUGAGCACUUUCUGCAAUAAAGUUUCAAGUUAAAGCUGAGAGGCCAAAAGUCUAAAGUUAUUGAGUAUUCAGAACUAAAUGGGAAAUUCUAAAAAUAUUGCACUAUACGUAACAAUAUGUGUGGUUUCUUUUAUCAUCUCGAAGAUUAUUAUGACAAUCGUCUGUUACCGUAGAUGGAAGAGAAAGCAAAUGGUUAUUCAAGACAGCUUAUCUGGUGGAAAACUAGUGAUGUUUAAGUCACCGAAAAUGAACACAUUGAAGUCCAACAUGUUCUUGAAGAGGACCAUGAAGCUGACUAACAAAGAUAUUAUAGGAUCAGGAGGCUAUGGAACAGUCUAUAAACUGACAAUUAACGAAUCAAUUUCUUUCGCGGUAAAGAGGUUAAACAGAAUAAGUGCAGAGCAAGACAGAGGUUUUGAAAGAGAGUUGGAGGCAAUGGGGGACAUAAAGCAUCGAAAUAUAGUGACACUUCAUGGAUACUACAGUACAACUCAGUAUAACCUUCUGAUAUAUGAGCUUAUGACUAAUGGAAGUUUAGAUGAAGUACUUCAUGGAAAAUCGGCUGCCAGGAAGGUUUUGGAUUGGCCUACAAGAUACAAAAUAGCAGUAGGAGCAGCAAGAGGAUUAUCAUAUCUACAUCACGAUUGCAUCCCUCACAUCAUCCACAGAGAUAUAAAGUCAAGUAAUAUCUUGUUGGAUCAUAACAUGGAGGCUCGAGUAUCUGAUUUUGGACUAGCCACUCUGAUGGAACCAGAUAAGACGCACGUUUCAACUUUGGUAGCUGGAACUUUUGGAUAUUUGGCUCCUGAAUAUUUUGACACCGGAAAAGCAACAGUCAAAGGAGAUGUUUACAGCUUUGGAGUUGUCUUACUGGAACUUCUAACUGGGAAAAAGCCAUCAGAUGAAGCAUUUUUGGAGGAAGGAACCAGACUUGUAUCUUGGGUGAAGACAGUUGUUCAAGAGAAAAAAGAAGAGUAUGUACUUGACAAAAACUUAGAAGAGUUUCCCAUAGAUGAAGUUAACCAUGUAUUUAACAUUGCAUUAGUUUGCCUUGAGGCAGAUCCAUGUAAUAGACCGACUAUGGCUGAAGUCGUUAUAAUGCUUGAGCAAAUAAAGAUAAAUGCUUUGGCAUGAGAUUCUUGGUGUUCUGUUCCAA
Molecule: messenger RNA, 1280 nt
Organism: Solanum pennellii
Lineage: Eukaryota; Viridiplantae; Streptophyta; Magnoliopsida; Solanales; Solanaceae
Product: receptor-like serine/threonine-protein kinase At1g78530
Exons: 7
Coding region: 203-1258 (351 amino acids)
Biological process (GO): protein phosphorylation
Molecular function (GO): ATP binding; protein kinase activity
Source: RefSeq, a predicted model, not a curated record